AUGCUUUUCGGCUGUUCAAUUACCUUCUGGGUGGCCUUGGUGUUGAAUGAAUUGGCCUUGCCGGUUGUGGGCCAAGAUGGCUUCGGCAUAAAUCUUAUGAUUGCGCCCAGUGAUGAUGAUGCCCAGGCGAUUUGUAUUUUGGCCCUAUUACGCAAAUACUUUCAGUCAGGUGAGACACUAUCCGGAUCAGUGCUCUGCAUAAAUAUCAACGAGCAAUUGAAGAAUGUACAAGAGCAACUGCUACGCGGCAUGAUUCUCGAUGAAGAUUAUCCUUGGACAGCAUUGAUCACAAAUCCUAGAACUGACGAUGGCCUUGAAAGUGAGUGGGUGAUGCAUGAGAAACCCCAAUGCUAUUUCGUGUUGGUGGAGAACUUGGAGGAUGAGGAUUUCGAUGAAAUAUUUGACCAUUGGAAGGGCAUGAUGAAUUGGAACCCAUUGGCGCAAUUUGUGGUAUUUUUGGUCUCAGUGGAGGAAACCGAUGAGGAGAUGACAGAUCUAAUGGUGGAGCUGCUUCUAAUAUUUAUGAAUCGUAAAAUUUUUAACGUAAAUGUAAUUGGUCAGAGUGAGGAGAAUAGUUUCUAUUAUGGCAAGACAGCAUUUCCCUAUCACCCGGACAAUAAUUGUGGAAAUCGAGUAAUAGCAGUAGAACUAUUGGAUGCCUGCGAGUAUCAAGAUGGGGAAAGUGAAGAUUAUGAUGACGAACAAGAGGAUCAAUUGAAUACCGAGAGUGAAGACGAAUUCGAGGAUUUUGAAGGGGAAGAAAGAAGUCUCGCCAUGACAAUGUAUGAUAAUAAUGAUGAGAAUUUGAAUGAAACGAAUUCUACAAGUCAACCAACAGCCACAAUUGAGGAGUUUUUUCGAGCCAAGUUUGAGGAUAAGUUUCCAAAAGAUCUAAGUGGAUGCCCACUGACUGCCGCCUUUCGUCCCUGGGAGCCUUAUAUAUUUCGAAGCGACGAUUCGGCCUCACAAGAUUACUACUAUGGAGUAGAUGAACAAGACGCAGGCGGUAAUGAGAGCUACAGCUAUGAUGAUGAUGGCUAUGAUGAUAGAGAUGAUGGCAAGUCUCAUCUCCUGGAUGAAGAACUUGAAUCCAAUGGCAAAGCGCAGCUGGGUGGAAUUGAAUAUCAAAUGGUACGGACUAUAGCAGAGCGUUUGCAUGUCAAUAUCGAUCUGCAGGUGGAAAAUACCAAUGUGUAUCAUCUCUUUCAGCAGCUAAUCGAUGGCGAAAUUGAAAUGAUUGUGGGCGGCAUUGAUGAGGAUCCAAGUAUAAGCCAAUUUGUCUCCAGUUCCAUACCCUAUCAUCAGGACGAUCUUACCUGGUGUGUUUCCAAAGCAAAGCGCAAUCACGGCUUCUUCAAUUUCUUGGCCAGCUUUCAGGCCGAUUCCUGGUUCUUAUUUCUGCUCUAUAUAGUAACCAGUUCAUUUGCCAUCCUAAUGGCACAGCGGGUCUCUGGCCUUCGUCUGCAAAAUCUGAACAACUAUCCAGCUAUUUUCAUUCGCAUGGUGGGAAUUCUUGUUACCCAGGCCAUGCCGAAUCAGAAACUGACAGUGGUGAUGCGAUUACUCUUUGCCGGCUCCUUUCUGACCGGUUUCUUCUUCAGCAAUACCUAUCAGAGUUUCCUCAUCAGCACACUGACCACUCCCCGGAGUUCACAUCAGAUUCAAACGCUGAGCGAGAUCUAUAGCAAUCGUAUGAUAAUUAUGGGCAGUUCGGAGAAUGUUCGUCAUCUGAACAAGGAUGGUGAGAUCUUUAAGUAUAUACGUGAGAAAUUCCAGAUGUGUUACAACAUUGUGGAUUGCCUUAAUGAUGCUGCCGAAAAUGAUCACAUUGCCGUGGCCGUAUCCCGUCAGCACUCGUUCUACAAUCCGCGAAUUCAUCGUGAUCAUCUCUUUUGCUUCGAUCGGCGAGAGUCCUUGUAUGUGUAUUUGGUGACAAUGUUGUUGCCCAAAAAGUAUCAUCUACUGCAUCAAAUCAAUCCAAUUAUUCAGCAUAUUAUCGAAUCGGGACAUAUGCAGAAAUGGGCCCGUGAUUUGGAUAUGGUUCGUGUAAUACACGAGGAGAUUGGCCGAGUGCAUGAGGAUCCGUUUAAGGCACUCAAAUGGGCACAGUUUCAGGGAGCUUUCGCCUUUGCCAGUGUCCUGCUGGUCAUAGCUAGUGGCGUGUUAAUACUGGAAUAUGUGGCAGCAAAGUAUUUUGCAUUAAAGGAACAUAAAUAA
Molecule: messenger RNA, 2217 nt
Organism: Drosophila willistoni
Lineage: Eukaryota; Metazoa; Arthropoda; Insecta; Diptera; Drosophilidae
Gene: Ir87a
Exons: 3
Coding region: 1-2217 (738 amino acids)
Source: RefSeq, a predicted model, not a curated record